AUGGGUGAAAAAUACGAUGAUAAUGAACAAAAAGGUAUAGUAGCAUUAGAAAAUAUUAAUAAGGGUGAAUUAGUAUCGCGGUGUGAUCUGUCAAUAUGCAAUUAUGAUUAUCCUAUUAAAGAAGGUGAUCAUUGUACAAGAGAUGAAUUAUUAAAAUUAAUUGAAAAAUAUCCAUUAGCAAAACAAUAUCUUACUUCCUAUUCUGUUAUGAUUGAUGAUAAUUGUUUUUGGAUACCAAAAUAUUAUAAAGAAUGUAAAAUAACAGAACCAUGUGUAUAUUUUAAUCAUUCAUGUGAUCCAAACUGUGCAUAUUCUGAUGAUGAUUUAUUAUCAGUUUCUGCAAUAAAAGAUAUUCAUGUAAAUGAGGAAUUAACCCUACAUUAUGGUACAGUUGAUACAGAAGAAAGUUUAUUAUUAGAUUUAAACUGUAAAUGUGGAUCAACUAAUUGUUCUAAAAUAUUGAAAUUUGAUUGGUACAAACAAGGUGAAUGGCAAAAUAAAUUUGAACAAUAUUCAACUGGUUAUAUAAAACGUAAAAUAAAAGAAUAUCGAGAAAAAGACAAUAAUUAA
Molecule: messenger RNA, 570 nt
Organism: Didymodactylos carnosus
Lineage: Eukaryota; Metazoa; Rotifera; Eurotatoria; Philodinida; Philodinidae
Source: the annotation of a GenBank genome assembly